AUGGGACACGGAAACUCGGACAAGCUUUACGUCACUCAUGCAGAGCAUUCUGGCCUGUUCGGUCAGCAUACUGCGUCAUCCGCGGGUUACAAAACGCAGCACCAUAAUACCAAUCCAUUUACGAAGGAGCCUCUUACGCCCGCCGACCUCAUAACCCUCCACUACUCUCGCAAGCCGAAUGGAGAGAUUCAUGACCCAAUAUCCUUCAAGCCGUUCACCGAGCACUCUCACAUUGUCGCGAUUGCUACUACAGGCAAUGUGUUUCUUGCCGAGAGCAUUAAAGGCGGGCGGGACUUGGUUGCUGAUGUGAAGUUCAAGAAGGAGGAUGUAAUAACAUUACAGAACCCACAUGGUUUCCCUCCUGCCUCCGUCUCCAAGUCCUCCAUCACAACUCAGGAGACGCAGCAGAACAAAACAAAGACCAUCGCAACAAGAGCAGCUGCAACAUCCGCCAAACCAUCUGUACCAUGGAAUAUUUCUCCCUACUCCAGUGGUCUGCCCGGCGCGUCACUGACCUCAACGUCCAUUGACCCCCAGACAAAAUCGGCGCAGCUCCUGUGGGAUGAGGAGGAGUUGAUGUUUGACGACUUCGCGAAUCCGCCGAAGGGAAAAGGGAAAGAAAAGGACAUUGGUAAGCGUCGUGCAUACGUGCGCGUCGUCACAACCCUAGGAGGUGGCAGUCUCAACCUUGAGCUCUUUUGCGAAAAGGCACCCAAAACGUGCUACAACUUCCUGCAACUAGCGAAGGCAGGCAAAUACAACAAUUGUCUGUUCCACAGGCUUGUGCCUGGAUUCAUGAUUCAAACUGGUGAUCCAACCGGCACAGGGGCGGGCGGAGAGUCAUGUUGGGGUACUCCUUUCCGAGAUGAAUUUGACAUGCGGAAUGUCGCAAAACAUGACUCUCGAGGCAUCGUAGCUAUGGCGAAUAAGGGUCCCGGAACCAAUGGGUCGCAAUUCUACAUCACAUUCAAAGCGACACCGCAUCUUGACAAGAAGCAUACCGUAUUCGGUAAGCUUGUAGGUGGUGAGGACAUCCUCGAUGCGCUAGAAGCAUUGCCUGUCAAGCCUGGCACUGAACGACCAGCGAAGCCGGUGCGGAUCGCGGAGGUCAUCAUAUACCAGGACCCUUUUGAAGAAUACAAAGCCCGUCGUCAGAAGAAACUCGAGCGAAGGGCAGAGGCAGAGCAAAGCGCGCGAAUCGGCAGCAAGGAUGAGAAGAAGGAAGGAGACGAUAUCAAUUGGUUCGGAACAAAGGUUGGGUCAGAAACAAAGAGCUCUGGCGAGUUAGGAGGCGGCGAAGUGGGUAAAUAUCUGACAGGCAAGACCACCGCGAGCUUGAAGAGGACGGCCACGGAGCAACCAUCCGUUCUGCCGGAUGUCGUUGGUGUUCCGGUUGAAUCUACGAAGAAACGCAAACUAGGGUUCGGGAACUUCGAUAAUUGGUGA
Molecule: messenger RNA, 1446 nt
Organism: Laetiporus sulphureus 93-53
Lineage: Eukaryota; Fungi; Basidiomycota; Agaricomycetes; Polyporales; Laetiporaceae
Product: cyclophilin-like protein
Exons: 9
Coding region: 1-1446 (481 amino acids)
Biological process (GO): protein peptidyl-prolyl isomerization; protein polyubiquitination; protein folding
Cellular component (GO): catalytic step 2 spliceosome
Molecular function (GO): peptidyl-prolyl cis-trans isomerase activity; ubiquitin-ubiquitin ligase activity
Source: RefSeq, a predicted model, not a curated record